CAUUUUAAAUUAGUGUUUGUUUAGCAUUAUUGUUAAAAGACAAUUCAGUAAAAGUCAAAAUUUGAUACUAUCAAGAUUGUGUGUUAUAUAUUUUCGGUUGACUAUAUUCGACGACCCAGACACUAUUAAAGGCACCCCACCUCACCAUUCACAAAGAAAAAUAACAAUCAAUUCAUAAAAGCAACAAAAGAAAACACAUUAUUUCUUUCUCUUCUCUGGAAACUUUACACAGAUACACAUGGAAAACAUUGAGCAUAAGCAUGUGGAAGUAAAAGGACUAAAGCUCCAUGUAGCCGAAAUUGGAUGUGGUCCAAAAGUGGUGGUGUUCUUACAUGGGUUCCCAGAAAUAUGGUACACAUGGAGGCACCAAAUGAUAGCAGUGGCCAACAAAGGUUAUCGUGCUAUAGCCUUUGAUUUCAGAGGCUACGGACUCUCAGAUCAGCCAUUAGAGCCUGAGAAAGCCACAUUCCAAGAUCUUAUAGAUGAUGUCGUUGGCCUAUUGGAUUCCCUCGCCAUCAACAAGGCUUUUUUAGUGGGAAAAGAUUUUGGAGCUUUUCCGGCGUACUUAGUAGCGGCAGUUCACCCAGAAAGAGUAUCAGGAGUUGUAACACUAGGCAUUCCUUACAUUCUUCCAGGUACCAAUUCUAUCCAAAACCAUCUCCUUCCUGAAGGCUUCUAUGUCGCAAGAUGGCAGAUACCGGGUCGAGCAGAAGCAGAUUUUGGGCGCUUUGAUGUGAAAUCUGUGGUAAGGAACAUCUACACACUCUUCUCAAGAAGUGAGAUUCCAGUAGCUAAUGAAAACCAGGAAAUAAUGGAUUUGUUUGAUCCAUCUACUCCUCUACCAUCUUGGUUCUCUGAAGAAGAUCUCUCAGUCUAUGCUUCCCUCUACGAAAAAUCGGGUUUUCGUUAUGCUUUGCAGGUUCCAUACAGGAGUUUGUCAGUGGAUAUUGGUAUAAGUGAUCCGAAAGUGAAUGCUCCAGCAUUACUGAUCAUGGGAGAGAAGGACUAUUGCUUGAAAUUUCCAGGGAUGGAAGACUACAUAAGGAGUGGGACAGUGAAGCAACUUGUGCCUGAUCUGGAUAUCAUAUUCUUGGAAGAAGGAUGCCAUUUUGUGCACGAACAACUACCACACUUGGCUAAUCAGCUCAUCAUAACUUUCCUUGACAAACACAGUAGUGCGGCCUCAUAAAGCAUGUCUUUUCUUUCUUUAAACGUGUAUGUCCGAGACCAUGAACCAAAAGAUAAUGAUUUGUCUUUUUACUAUGUCACGAUGUAUGCAAAUAAGCUGUGCUUCACAUUCUGAAGCACUAAAAUGAAUGGCCAAAGUUAAUUUACACAUUUCAACUUCA
Messenger RNA from Cannabis sativa, 1349 nucleotides. RefSeq lists its product as uncharacterized. NCBI's taxonomy places the organism in Eukaryota, Viridiplantae, Streptophyta, Magnoliopsida, Rosales, Cannabaceae. The coding region runs from base 239 to 1189 and encodes 316 amino acids. The transcript has 5 exons. Gene Ontology annotation, molecular function: hydrolase activity. The record is from RefSeq and is a predicted model, not a curated record.